CAUUCAUGAAAACCAAUUCGGUGACGUCACCAUACCAGUGAUUCAUUUCGCCAAUAACUUCAAAGGUAUACAUAUGGAUGUAUGUUUGUAUUUUCCAAUUUGUUGUGAUUGCACUGCUUCGAUUUCUUCAACCCUGAACUUAACAGCUUCUGAACGCCAUUACAUACAAAUUUUUAGAAGAAUGUACAAAUAGCUCAGUAAACUCGUUUAUUUGUUUUUAUGUAGACUUAAGAUUAUUUACUGAUAGCAAAUAACUAAUAAAAUAAAUGAAUACAGCAGAGUAAACAAUGUUGCGAACAAACAAAUCUAACCGCAAUACAUUUGAGCUUUCGACGCCUAUGUAAACCGACUUUCGUGCAAAUGUGGUUGUGUGUGUGUAUGUGUGUGAAGAAAUCAAUGGGGAAAAAACUCCUUGCUAAGCCGAAUUGAGCCGGCAAAGGCAAAAAGUGGCAGAGAACAACAACAAUAACAAUAGCAACAACAAGAAGGCAUACAUAUAAUAACAACAAAGCGUAUAGAGAAAAUCAAAUUGAAAACGGUAAAUCGAAAUUGCCAAAUAGUAAAUAAACUAAUAGAAGAAGCAAUUAAUUGGUGGUUGCGACACUUGUGGUUAAACAGAACAUUUUUUGCGUUGUGCUGUUGGUUUGUACACAUACGUGUUGACUUUAAUUAUGCAAAAAAUUCAUAAUAAUUAAUUUUUAAUAAAUAUUAUAUUAAGCUAGCAAACGCUGAAUCGUGAAUUUACAGAACAAAAAAUGGUACAAGUGGAGGGCAAAUAUUUUUUAAACUACACAAAAAACUAAACUAAAGACUACGUGGAAAAAAAGCGAAAAAAGUGUGCACGUGUAGGUGCAAAAUGUAAAAAAAAUGACUUCACCGAAAAAAAAAUAAACUCUGCAAAUAGAGGAGGCAGAAGAGAAUAAAAUAGUUUAAUAAAAAUUUUAAUGAAUUAUAGUACACGAAACUAUAAUACAAAAUUUAAGAAAAAAAAUAAAAAACAAAUAAAAUAGUGUAACUAAAAGUAAACGAAAUUCAAAGAAGAAAUACAAAACAAGUAUAUUAAUAAAUACAAAAUCAAACCCCUUCAGCGCGCAAAAAAGUUAAUUUUAUUUCACCUCAUAUCAGCACCGUUCAAUCACACUAGCUCUUUAAUUUCUAGUAAGACACCUUUACCCUAAAGAUAUCAUCAUAAUUAUUGUCCACACAGCAACAAUUUUCUCUGUCACCCAACACCCUGCACAUCCCAGUGACGUGCUUCGUCUGCUUGCUGCCUUUGCCUGGCAGCAUUUAGUGUUGUUGCUUUUUGUAUUGACACUGUUACCGCAAGCAGCAGCGCUACGAUCAUCUAUUAUUUCAUGGAGUAGAAAAGAGUUCCAGCAAAGCUGUGUUCCGCACAUUUUCUCACGCUUUGUAGUUAUGGUCGAUCCGUUAAAGAUCUUUUGGGUACUCACAAAUAGCACUUAUCUGGUUACAAAAUUUGUACGCAUUGGUAUUGCCGAUAAAAACGACUCUCCACCGUAUUUCGACAGAUUUCUCUACGAGACUGAAAUUGAUGAGAAUGCCGAUCUACAGACAACUGUACUCACUGUCAAUGCCAAGAAUCACAAUGAUUCCUCGAAUAUUCGAUACCAGAUCACAGGCGGUAACAUAGGCAAUGCCUUCGGCGUACAAAAUACAACUGGCGCGAUUUAUGUUGCCAGUCCACUCGACUAUGAAACCAGACCAAGGUACGAGUUACGUUUGGAAGCGUCCCGCAAUCGCAAAACCAACUACACCACCGUCGUCAUCAACGUACGUGAUGUCAACGAUAAUCCACCGUCAUUCGAUCGUCAAACAUAUCGCACACAAAUCACCGAAGAGGACGAUCGUAAUCUUCCCAAGCGCAUACUGCAGGUUACCGCUACGGACGGCGACGUAGAUAGACCGAUGAGUAUUGUAUAUUUUCUAACCGGUCAGGGCAUCGAUCCGGAUAACACAGCAAAUAGUAAAUUCGAUAUUAAUCGCACAACUGGCGAUAUUUUUGUACUAAAGCCACUUGACCGUGAUCAACCACAUGGCAGGCCACAAUGGCGAUUUACCGUCUUUGCACAGGAUGAGGGAGGCGAGGGUUUGGUUGGCUAUGCUGAUAUCCAAGUGAAUCUAAAGGAUAUCAAUGACAAUGCACCACAAUUCCCGCAAGGCAUUUACUUUGGCAAUAUAACAGAGAAUGGCACGGCCGGCUUGUCGGUGAUGACAAUGUCAGCCGUCGAUUACGAUGAUCCCAACGAGGGCACGAAUGCCAAACUUAUUUACUCCAUAGAAAAGAAUGUGAUCGAAGAGGAGACAGGUGCGGCGAUAUUCGAAAUCGAGCCGGAAACGGGCGUGAUAAAGACUGCUGUGUGUUGUUUGGACCGCGAACGCACACCCGACUACUCCAUACAAGUGGUAGCGAUGGACGGUGGCGGACUGAAAGGAACUGGCACUGCAUCGAUAAGGGUCAAAGAUCUAAACGAUAUGCCACCGCAAUUCACAAAAGAUGAAUGGUUUACCGAGGUGGACGAAACGAAUGGCACAGCCAUACCUGAAACGCCGAUACUCACGGUGACCGUGCAAGAUGAGGACGAAACUAAUUCAUUUCAGUACAAAGUGGUGCCGAACAGUGGUUUUGGCGCGGAGAAGUUCGCCAUGGUGCGCAAUAGUGACGGUACGGGUUCCUUGAAAAUCACACAACCGCUCGACUACGAAGAUCCAAUGCAGAGCAGUGGCUUUCGUUUUCGCAUACAAGUCAACGAUAUGGGCGAUGACAAUGACAGCGAUAAAUAUCACGUAGCCUAUUCAUGGGUGGUGGUGAAAUUGCGCGACAUUAACGACAACGAACCGCACUUCGAGCGCGACCACAUCGAAAUGGCCAUUUACGAAGACACCAAAGUGGGUACAAUACUAGAACAAUUACGUGCUACAGACGCCGAUCAGGGGGGUCAUAGUAGAGUUACGUAUCGUAUAGUACGCGUCACAAAUAAGAAACGUCAAUUUGCCAUUAGUCCAAAAGGUGCGGUUAGUGUGCAGCGGCCGUUGGAUCGUGAAGAAACCGACCGACAUUUUGUGCAAAUACUUGCUGUGGAUGAUGGCAGUACGCCGCGUACAGCGACUGCCACAUUGACGGUGAUAGUGAAAGAUGUAAAUGACAAUGCGCCGGUAUUCGCGAAAGACUAUCGGCCGGUGUUGCCGGAGAAUGUAUCGCCACGCAAAAUUAUCGAAAUAGCGGCGACAGAUGCUGACGAUCGAGCGCGUGGCAAUGGUGGACCAUUUACUUUUCGGCUCGAUCCCUUGGCCAGUGAUGUGAUACGUGCCAGUUUCAAGGUGGACCAAGACAGACGCGGUGACAGUGGUAAUGGCAUAGCCAUUGUCUCUUCACUGCGUCCCUUCGACCGGGAACAACAAAAGUCCUACCUCAUACCAAUCGAAAUUAAGGACAACGGCACACCGCCCAUGACAGGCACCAGCACUCUGACAGUCAUUAUAGGCGACGUGAAUGAUAAUAAAAUGCUGCCGGGCAGUAAGGAUGUUGUUGUCUACAAUUACCAAGGACAAUCGCAUGACACGCAAAUAGGGCGAGUGUACGUGCACGACUUGGACGAUUGGGAUGUGCCGGACAAGAAAUACUAUUGGGAGGCGCAAGAGCAUCAGCGUUUCAAAUUGGAUACAGACACGGGCAUCGUUAUGAUGCGUGCGGGCACGCGUCGUGGUCGCUAUCAAUUGCGCUUUAAGGUCUACGAUCGGGAGCAGGGUCAGGUGGAUGUGCCGGCGAACAUGACUGUCGUGGUGCGCGACAUCACUCACGAAGCGGUGCAGCAGGCGGGCUCAAUGCGCCUGGCGGGCAUCAGUGAUGAGGACUUUGUGCGCGUAUGGGACUACACACAGCACAAACUGCAACGCUCCAAGCUUGAAAGGUUUCGCGAAAAAUUGGCGGAGCUACUGUACACGGAUCGUGACUACGUUGAUGUAUUUAGCGUGCAAUUAAAAUCGGAGCAGCCCUUGUUGACGGACGUACACUUUUCUGCGCGCUCUCCCACACAGCAGCCCUACUUUAAGGCAGUGCGUCUGAAUGGUGUGGUGCUGAUGCAUCGCGACGAGAUCGAAAAGGAAGUGGGUAUUAACAUUACUAUGGUGGGUAUUGAUGAAUGCUUGCAAGAGCGUAAGCACUGUGAGGGCUCGUGCACCAAUCAUGUUGAGAUACACAAUCGCACGCCGUAUACGGUGAGUGUGAAUAAAACGGCGGUGGUGGGCGUGCGACUUAACACAAACGCCGAGUGUGUUUGCAAAGCGCGCACCUUCAGCCGAGAGGAGACAUGUCGCACGCAUCACUGCUACAAUGGCGGGCGUUGUGUGGAUACGCGCAGUGGGCCAAAGUGUGUCGCGUGCCCUGUGGGUUACAAUGGACCACGCUGUCAGCAGACAACACGCAGUUUUCGCGGCAACGGUUGGGCGUGGUAUCCUGCGCUGCAAAUGUGCGAGCAAUCGCACCUUAGUCUUGAAUUUAUUACCAGCGAAGCGGAUGGACUUAUACUCUACAACGGACCUAUAGUUCCACCCAAACCGGACGAACAGCUGCUGCGCGAUUUCAUUGCAAUCGAGCUGGAGCAGGGUUAUCCACGUCUGCUCAUCGACUUCGGCUCUGGCUCUUUGGAGUUGCGUGUGAAAACGAAAAAAACGCUUGACGAUGGCAUUUGGCAUCGGCUGGAUGUGUUCUGGGAUAGCGAGAAUGUGCGCAUGGUGAUUGAUUUUUGUCGCAGCGCAGAAGUGUUUGAGCUGGAAGAUGGCUCGGCACCCGAAUUCGAUGACAACUCCUGCCAAGCGCGUGGUCUAAUACCACCUUUUAGUGAGACGCUGAAUUUGAAUGUACCACUACAGUUAGGCGGUCUGUAUCGGCAACACUUCGAUCAAACGCUCUAUCACUGGCAGUAUGCCUUCACGUCUAAGGGCUUCGAUGGCUGCAUACGCAAUCUCAUACACAACUCGGAACACUACGAUCUAGCAUUUCCAGCAUUGGCGCGCAAUAGCUAUCCCUCCUGUCCGCAAACAGACGAAGUCUGCUUAAAAACCGAGCACACAGCACGUUGCUGGGAGCAGGGUAAUUGCGUUGCGAGCCUAGUACAAGCCAAAUGCUAUUGCCGACCCGGCUGGACGGGACCCACCUGCAAUCUACCCACCAUACCUACCACAUUUAAGCCGCAAAGUUAUGUUAAGUUCGCACUCAGCUUUGAGCCGGAUCGCUUUAGCACGCAACUACAGUUAAGGUUUCGUACACGCGAGCAACAGGGGGAACUGUUUCGUGUUAGCGAUCAACAUCAACGUGAAUACGCGAUACUCGAACUCAGCCGUGGCCACUUACAGUUGCGGUUUAAUUUAAAUUCGCUGCGCACCGAAGAAAAGCGACUGCAACUGAAUGACAUAGCAGUCAAUGAUGGACAAUGGCAUGUGGUGCGUGUGAAUCGUUAUGGUUCAGCAGCUAUGUUGGAGUUGGAUGGUGGCGAGGGUCGGCGCUACAAUGAAACAUACAAUUUUGCCGGGCAUCAGUGGCUCUCUAUCGAUAAGCAAGAGGGCGUAUAUGCGGGCGGCAAAGCGGAGUAUACGGGCGUAAAAACCUUUGAAGUACAAUCGGAUUUUCAAAGGAGCUGUCUGGAUGAUAUCAGACUGGAUGGCAAACACUUGCCGCUGCCACCUUCAAUGAAUGGUACACAGUGGGGUCAGGCGACAAUGGCGCGUAAUCUGGAGCGUAAUUGUCCAUCAAAUCGACCAUGUUCGAAUGUAAUCUGUCCGGAUCCAUUUGAUUGUGUGGACCUGUGGAAUGAGUAUGAAUGCACUUGUAGCGAGGGUCGCAUUAUGUCCGCCGAUACGAAAGGAUGCGUCGAUCGCAACGAAUGUCUCGAUUUGCCCUGCCUCAAUGGAGCGACUUGCAUUAACCUCGAGCCACGCCUUCGCUAUCGCUGUAUAUGUCCAGAAGGCUAUUGGGGUGAGAACUGUGAAUUGGUGCAAGAAAGUCAACGCCUUAAGCUGAGUAUGGGAGCGCUGGGUGCCAUCUUUGUGUGCCUCAUCAUCAUAUUGGCACUUUCACUUAUCUUCGUGCUGUAUAACCGCAAACGCAAGACAACGAAAAAGAAACGUGCCGGCCCGGAGAAGGAUGUACGUGAGACAGUUAUUAGUUACGAGGACGAGGGUGGUGGUGAAGAUGAUAUGACCGCAUUCGAUAUAACACCACUGCAAAUACCCAUCGGCGCCGGUGGUAAUAUGCCACCUGAUAUUGCGACUUGCAAAAUGCCAAUAAUAUAUCCCGUCAUGACAUUGCUGCCAGGCCAAGAGGUGAACGUCGGCUUUCUGAUGGAGGAGCGCAAAAACCGAUUCGAUAAGGAUCCCAAUGCGCCACCUUUUGAUGAUCUACGCAAUUUCACCUUCGAGGGCAGCGGUAGCAUAGCCGAGUCGCUGAGCUCCUUGGCCUCAGGUGCGUACCGGCACACUCCGACCACCAUCGCCACCACUUCUUUCAUGCACUGCACCGACGAUGAGAAUCAAGACUACAACUAUUUGACGAGCUGGGGCCCGCGUUUUAAUGCGCUAGCCGCCAUGUACGUACAUCAUGACCGGACAAAGCUGACGAGAGUGGUAGCAACGAAUGAGGCGGUUAUGGCAGCAGCGACAGCAGCCGCGACGGCUGUGCAAGGGGGAAUAGGCACAGGAACAGGACCGGGAAUGCUGGCGAAAACGACGGCAGCGGUAAUUGAAGAAGAGGAUGAAGACGAUGACGAGGAGGACGAAGAGGAAGGAAAUGUGGCAUUAUAAAAUUAGGCCAAAUGGCAGACGCGCACGAAGUUAGUGCUAGGCGUGACAGGAAAGGGCCGCUGCAAUGGCAAUGCGUGUAAAUAAUUGCUGGCAGGCGCUCGCUUAGCAGCGAUAUGCUCAUGCAUGUGUAUUGGUUUUGCAGUAAGCGGGGUAAUUAAGGUCAAAGUAAAGAAAUGUUACUUUAGUGAACGGCUUGACAUGUUGGUGGAGAAUCGCCUGGCGCCCAUUGACCGCAGUAAGUCCAGUAUCAAGACUAAGAAAGAAUAGAAAAAAACAAAUGAAGAAGCCAGCUGAGAGAUACUUGAAACUGGCGUGCGAUGUUAACGGUUGUAGUGGAAGUGUUGCAUAAAAGUGGGUCAGAAAAGCUACAGAAAAAGUUGCCUGCGCAUAAACGAACUUUUUAGAUUUUCUGCAACUAAAAUUUGAUUUGAUUUUGCUUUACAUGAGCAAGUGAAUUUCAUUAGAGAUAUGUAAAAUAACAUUGGAGAAAGGCUGAGCAGAACCAAAUGAACCUAAUUUUGUGUAGGUGUAUAACUCUGGACAUACAGAGGCAUUUACGCAAACUGUACACAUACUUAAACAUACACCUAAAUGUAUUUUUGAAAAUCAAAGAAAGAGUAAAAAACAGGAACUAAUGCGCUAAGAAUACAUAUGAUAUAUAAACAUAUGUAUGUAUAUACUAUUAGACUGACGGCCAAUUCCGAAUCAAAUAGUUUGAGGGUUUGUGGCGUCAUAAGAAAAUUAACGCAGUUUGGGUGUAAUCAGUUAGUUUAGGGCACUCGACCACUUCAAAAGGUAGCUUAAGAGAUAUUGAUUUUAGUUAUUUACUACAGUUGCGCGCAACUAUUUUACAGCGACGGCAAACUGGAUGUAAACCUAUAGAUGUUUGCCUUUGCUUUCAGAAGUUUGGAGUUUCACACAUUAAAUACAAAUUUUUUUAGUAUACGGAUACACUUUCCUGUGGAAACAAUUAUUACCAUUGACAGUUGACAGUCUUCAAAUGAUGAAAAUUAAACAAUGAAAAAAUUCAGCCUUUCACUAACUAUACUCUUUGUCAACAAAUAUUCGAUGCAUUUUUAUAGGAGUUUUCAAAAUUGGGAUGUAUCCCUCAUAAAAACUUUUCGGAGUUAUUUCGGAGUAAUUUUCGAAAUGGUUUUCGAAGUAAUUUUCGGAGUAACAUUCAGAGUAACUAUCGCGGUUUAAAAAAGUUGCACAUACCACUCAUUCCUAAAUUUCGGAAUCAUUUGUUUCGGUAUCCUAUAUUUUGAAAUAAUAUUCCUAAAAAUUUCCAGAGCUUCAAAAACUCUUCGGCAGCGUUCAUACACAAGCUUUGGAGUUAUUUCGCAUUAAGUUUCGGAAUGAACCUUUAAACUUAGGCAAUUCUAGGUAGCAUUCAUACAUAUGUUUCGGGGAUCCGUUCUAUGAAAUUUGGAAAUAUUUUUCCUAAAUUGGAAUAUUUGGAGCGUUAAUACACCAAAUUCGGAGUAAUUUCGGAGUAAUUUUCGGAAAAAAAUGUUCGCUUAAAAAAUGUGGAAAAAAUUGAUUUACAAACCGCUGUGUGGCUUCGGAGUUUUUAGGAGUUUUCUCGGAGUAGUUUUCGGACUAUGUUUCGGAAUGGUGUUCAUAGUUUAACAAAUGGGGGCACAAAAUUGAUCUACAAGCCGCAUUGUUGUUUCGGUGUUUUUAGGAGUUUUAUCGGAGUAGUUUUCGGACUAGUUUUCGGAAUAAUGUUCAAAGUUUAACAAAUGUGGGUACAAAAGGUAUAUACAAGCCGCAUCGUUAUUUCGGAAUUUUUAGGAGUUAUCUCGGAGUAGUUUUCGGACUAAUUUUCAGAAUAUUGUUCAUAGUUUAACAAAUGUAAGCACAAAAUUGAUGCACAAAUCGGAGAGUUGUUUCGGAGUUUUUAGGAGUUAUCUCAGAGGAAUUUUUGGAACAGCUUGCGGAACUUACAAACAUUUUUGACUCGCACUCGCGCACAAAAUACAUACAUACAUGCGUAGAAACAAAUGCUCUCAUUUACAAAGUUUAACACUACAAAUGCAAUAUAAUUAUAGAUUUUUUAUUACAGCAGAAAAGCCAAUAGCGAAUAAAAGUAUAAGUCUAUUAGUCUGUAUGUCUAUUUGUUCUAUCAAAAAUGAACUGCAAAAUCACUGAAAUUUAAUCCAUUUCCCAAAGGCGUGAGCUAUGCUUAAUUAAAAUUAUUUUUCCAAAAAUCUCCCAUAACGCAUUUAAAAAUGGAAACACAGCAGCGGAACAAUUAAGAACUUUUUUAAUUUUUGAAAUUAUUUAGUGUCCCCUAACACCAUUACCUUGUUUGAAAACACCCGAACUGCCUCAGUUUCAUAUAAUAUCACAAACUUUCAGAAUUUAGAGCGUACAAUUUACAAUCUCCGAAUCUUCGGAAAUGGCGGUCACCCUAGUAUAUGUAUACAUAUAGGUAUAAAAGAAAACCAAGAAAUGGGACCAACAACUCAAUUGUAAUAUAAUUUCUUGUAAAUAUCAUAAACGAAAAAUCAAACGACUUACUUAAAAUUAGCAAAAGCCACAAAAUAAUAAAUCCGAAAACAAAUAAUUAUUAGUGUAAUUUUAAAUUUGAAAGAAAAAAAUCAUCAUACUAUAUAGUAAUAUUAACAAAUAUGUUAUAAGCGUGUAUGGGUGGCAGCACUAUGCGAACAACUACUAGUAUAGUUAAAUACAAUUUAAAAUAAAUUUAAUGACAACCAAAAAUUAACUAAUUAUAAUAAAUUAAUUAACAGAAAAAUACAGUUUAAAUUAAAAAAAAAAAUAUUUAAAAUAAAUACUACAAAAAACAAAAAUAAUUAUUACUAUAUGCGAUAUACAAUAGUUGUAGAUUAUGUUUAAAUGAAACAAUUAAAAAAUGAGUCAUUCCUGCAUUUAUUAGAAAAAAUAUAUAUAUAAAAUUAAAAAAAAAAAAUGUGUAACAAAUUAAACAACAUCA
This is a messenger RNA of Anastrepha ludens (Mexican fruit fly), 9775 nucleotides long. Its product is annotated as putative neural-cadherin 2. The record is from RefSeq and is a predicted model, not a curated record. Gene Ontology annotation, biological process: homophilic cell-cell adhesion. The coding region runs from base 1417 to 6816 and encodes 1799 amino acids. The transcript has 13 exons. Gene Ontology annotation, cellular component: catenin complex; plasma membrane. Gene Ontology annotation, molecular function: cadherin binding; calcium ion binding. NCBI's taxonomy places the organism in Eukaryota, Metazoa, Arthropoda, Insecta, Diptera, Tephritidae.